CGAAAUCAAUCCAAGGCUCAAAAUUUUGAUGAAGCGUUGAAAAAAUACCAUAAAAAUUCCACAUUUAUCAGUCCUCAGAUGCAAUAAUCUUCCAGACCGCGCGGUGUCGCUCCAGUAAAGCUUGGCUCUGUGUAAAGACUUCCUGUGAUUCGCACUAGCAGCAGCAUGGACAUUCACUUACUGAACAGAGUCUCCUUUUUAAAACUUUUUUAAAAUCAACGCAAGAAAGACGGGUACUUAAAACGAAUGAAUUGGAUUUUUUUAUUUUUUUCCUUUUAAAAAAGAAAAGUAAGCCCUAACGGAGAUAAACAAGAAAUCAACGUUUACUUUUAAAGUUAGCAUGUGCAAGUUCAGUGUUUACAAACAUCCAUGUGAUUGGUGGUGCAGCACCUACAAUUACCUACAAAAGUAAGCUUUGUUGAAAAGCCCUCAUGUCGUGAUGCAUCAUUUAAUACGCUGUCCUCUCCAGAGGACUCUAGUCUCUCACCAAUGGAGGUAUCCACGAUAUUUCUUCUCCACCAAACCUCACUCAAUUCAGGGCGAGGACUCGGUCGAAACCCGCCUGAACCCCCUCAAAAUCCAGAUGCUGUCGAAGAACCUCCACGAGCAGAUCUUCCGCGGUGUAGUGCCAGAGUUCAGCGAGGAGGCCGUCCAGCGCAGCAUAAGCCACUUGCAGAAGCACCAGCUGUGGGGAAAGGAAGCUUCCCUGUUGCCUGACGUUGAGCUUAAACUCCCCCAAAUGUAUGGCAAAAACAUCGACGAGCACUUCCGCAUUUUGGCUGAGAAGCAGAGCCUUCCUUACCUGGAGGCUGUCACCAGGCUGCUACAGGCAGAGCUGCCAUCCAUGCCUCAGGAGUGGAGUUGGGAGGUGGGCUGGACUCGCUAUGGGCCCAAUGGGGAGACUCAGAAAGUUGAUUUUCCGGCUGAAUCUGUGCUAGUGUUCGAUGUGGAGGUGUGCAUGACAGAGGGGCGGUGUCCGACACUGGCCGUUGCUUUGUCUCCCACAAACUGGUAUUCCUGGUGUAGCAAACGUUUAAUAGAGGAACGAUACUCCUGGUCAAAUCAGCUCAGUCUUGCUGAGCUUAUUCCUCUGGAAACACCUUUGAACUCUUCACGUCCACCAGGCGGUCAGUGGAAGGAGAGGCUUGUAGUGGGCCAUAACGUCAGUUUUGAUCGAUCUCACAUCAAGGAGCAAUACCUUUUAAAGGGCUCAAAGGUGCGCUUCCUGGACACCAUGAGCCUUCACAUGGCCAUUUCAGGACUGACAGGGUUCCAGCGCAUUCUGUGGAUGGCCAACAAGUUAGGAAAAAAGAAGGGUGUACAAGAGGUCAAAGAACACAUCAAGAAAACAGGACAGAAAAGAGAUGGACCAAUGAUUGGUUCUUGGGACUGGGUGAACAUCAGCAGCAUCAACAAUCUGGCUGAUGUCCAUGAUCUGUAUGUGGGGGGGCCACCUCUGCAAAAAGAGGCCAGAGAGAUCUUCAUAAAAGGCAACAUGACAGAUGUGCGGAACAAUUUCCAGGAACUGAUGCAGUACUGCGCCCUGGAUGUUCAGGCCACACACCGGGUGUUCACCGAGCAGAUGCCUCUCUUCAUGGAGAGGUGCCCCCAUCCGGUGACGUUCGCCGGAAUGCUUGAGAUGGGAGUGAGCUACCUCCCCGUCAAUCAGAACUGGGGUCGGUACCUGGAAGACUCUCAGGAUGUUUACGACGAGCUCCAGAGAGAGAUGAAGAAGUCUCUGAUGACUCUAGCAGACGACGCUUGCCAACUCUUGCAGGAUUCCAGAUACAAAGAAGACCCCUGGCUUUGGGAUCUGGAGUGGGAUGUGCAGGAGUUUAAGCAGAAAAAAGUGGCUGCUAGCAAGAAGAAAGCAGCUAAAAAAACAGCCGGAAAACAAGUUUCCAGCCUUCUUCCCGACUUGGACGAUGAUCCAGGUCCACCAUCCGAGGAGGAAAUGGAGGGGUCCUGCCCCAGCAGACUAGCUGUUGAAAAACUGAAAGAAACAGUCACUCGACUUCCUAAAAGAAGGCAGCAUCUGCCCGGUCAUCCGGGGUGGUAUCGUAAGCUGUGUGAGAAAAUGUCCCAGAAUGACGGCUGGUCGUCAGGAGCCACCCUCAUCAGUCUGCAGAUGAGACUGACGCCCAAACUGAUGGGCCUGACGUGGGACGGCUUUCCCCUCCAUUACACGGAGAAGCACGGAUGGGGAUAUCUGGUUCCUGGACGGAAGGAUAAUUUAAAUCCUGCAGGAGAAAACGCCGGCCCUGUAUGUCCACACAGAUCCAUCGAGAGGAUUUACAAAGAGUAUUGUGAGCAGAACAGCAAAGUGCAGCCGAAAUCUUUGGAUUCUGGUGACUCUGAUGAUCUCAUCUGGACUGACAGCUCAGUGUGGGAAAAGGUGGAGGAAAUGAGUUCUUUGGAGAACGUUUUAGAUGAAAACGGAUUUGGAUCAGUUCAAAAUGACACCAAGAGGAAGAAGGUGAGCACGCUUUUUAAACUUUAUGAUCCAAUUUUGUUUUUAAUUAAUCAUUUUUUAUGUCUUCAACAGGCUCUAGAUCCACAGUUUUUUCCGGAGGAAAGUGACUGCCAUUAUCACCAUGGAAACGGCCCCUACAAUGAUGUUAACAUUCCUGGCUGCUGGUUCUUCAAAUUACCUCAUAAGGACGGAAACCACAACAACGUUGGCAGUCCUUUUUCUAAGGACUUCUUGGUGAAGAUGGAGGAUGGCACUCUUAGGGCAGGAAGAGGAGGCACCAACGCAGCCCGAGCUCUGGAGAUCAACAAAAUGAUGUCGUUCUGGAGGAACGCGCACAAACGCAUAAGCUCUCAGAUGGUGGUGUGGCUGAGGAAGGGAGAGCUUCCUCGUAACGUCAGCAGACACAAAGACUUUGAUGAAGAGGGCCAGUAUGGUGCUAUAUUACCUCAGGUCGUCACUGCGGGGACUGUAACUCGCAGGGCCGUGGAGCCAACAUGGCUGACUGCUAGCAAUGCUCGGAGGGAUCGAGUUGGCAGUGAGCUGAAGGCCAUGGUACAGGUGCCUCCUGGAUAUCACCUGGUAGGAGCGGACGUGGACUCUCAGGAGUUGUGGAUUGCAGCCGUACUUGGAGAGGCUCAUUUUGCCGGCAUGCACGGUUGUACGGCGUUUGGCUGGAUGACCCUUCAAGGGAAGAAGAGUCAGGGCACAGACCUUCACAGCCGCACUGCUGAGGCUGUGGGCAUCAGCAGGGAGCAUGCGAAGGUCUUCAAUUACGGGCGCAUCUAUGGUGCAGGACAGCCCUUUGCUGAGAGAUUGCUGAUGCAGUUCAACCAUCGCCUUAAUCAGACGGAAGCUGCCAGUAAGGCCAAGCAGAUGUACGCCUUAACCAAGGGUAUACGGAGAUACCAUCUGUCAGAGGAGGGUGAAUGGCUGGUGAACGAACUGGGUUUUGACGUGCAGAGGGAGGAGGAUGGAAGCGUCUCUCUGCAGGAGCUGAGGAGGAUUUCUAAAGUGGCUUCACAGUCCUCUCGGCGGAAGAAGUGGGAUAUUGUUGGUAAGCGCGUCUGGGCUGGAGGCACAGAGUCAGACAUGUUCAACAAGCUGGAGAGCAUCGCUCACUCAGCGCAGCCAGCCACCCCCGUCUUACGCUGCAGGAUCAGCAGAGCUCUGGAGCCAAAGGCAGUUAGAAACGAGUUCAUCACCAGCAGAGUAAACUGGGUGGUCCAAAGCUCUGCAGUGGAUUACCUACAUCUGAUGUUGGUGGCCAUGAAGUGGCUCUUCGAAGAGCACGACAUCGAUGGCCGUUUCUGCAUCAGCAUCCACGAUGAGGUGCGCUACCUGGUCCGGAGCGAGGACCGUUACCGAGCGGCGCUGGCCCUUCAGAUCACAAACUUACUCACGAGGAGCGUGUUUGCACAUGCGUUGGGCCUGCAAGACCUGCCCCAGUCUGUGGCUUUUUUCAGCGCGGUGGACAUCGACCAGUGUCUGAGGAAGGAGGUCGUCAUGGACUGUGUGACUCCAUCCAACCCAACAGGAGUGGAGCGGAGAUACGGCCUUCCGUCUGGUGAGGCGCUGGACAUCUACCAGAUCAUCAACAUUACUGGAGGCUCUCUGGACAAAGGAAGAUAGGAGCAUCUAAACCACUGAAAACAAGAAUCACAACAUUCACAGCAAAUCAUUUCAAAAACUGGAGCUCAGAGUUUUCUCUUCUUCUUUUUGGGCUCCUGGGUCUCCUCUGCAUUUUGUGCCUCUGUGGUCUGAAAGAAGAGAAGAAAUGGGUCAAACAAUUUCUUUGCAAACUUUUAUUUAUUUUUUUUUGUAAAAUUAUCUCAUUUUGGGGCGUUUUUUAAGCUAAAAACAGCACUGACCUCCUGACUGUGGUCCUGCUCCUGCAGAGCUGCUUCCAGAGUCGUAGCGUUGAUGCGGAAAUCUCUUGAAGUGCUGAGCUUCAUGUACUGCAUCAAAUUUACCUGGAGGAACAUUUUUACAGACAUUAUAUGUUGUAUAACUGUGAACAUUCUUUACAAGAUUGUCUCUUGUAAUGAAGUUAAGGUGUACCUUUGACUUCUUUGAGAGUGUAAUGAGAUACUUCUCAUAUUGUUCAAUGCUGAAGAUCAGGUUUGGCGUGGCCUUUGUCUCCCGCAAAAGCUUUGCCUGCAAGCAGCGUAGGAAAGUCAUGGUGUGAUGGCAAAUAAUGACUGUUGUUCAAACCCUUUGUGACCUCAUUAAAGUCCUUACAGAA
This is a messenger RNA of Oryzias melastigma (Indian medaka), 4715 nucleotides long. RefSeq names its product polymerase (DNA directed), gamma (gene polg). Gene Ontology annotation, molecular function: DNA-directed DNA polymerase activity; 3'-5' exonuclease activity; DNA binding. Bases 440 to 4102 code for a protein of 1220 amino acids. Gene Ontology annotation, cellular component: mitochondrion; gamma DNA polymerase complex. The transcript has 22 exons. NCBI's taxonomy places the organism in Eukaryota, Metazoa, Chordata, Actinopteri, Beloniformes, Adrianichthyidae. The record is from RefSeq and is a predicted model, not a curated record. Gene Ontology annotation, biological process: mitochondrial DNA replication.